This is a messenger RNA of Klebsormidium nitens, 1110 nucleotides long. The record is from the annotation of a GenBank genome assembly. Lineage: Eukaryota; Viridiplantae; Streptophyta; Klebsormidiophyceae; Klebsormidiales; Klebsormidiaceae.
AUGUCGCUCCAACUGCCCCCCCGGCCGGAAGAGCCCCCCCUCAUGCGAACGCAGUCGCUGUCGAGCACCCCCGGCGCGACGCAGCGGGCCGCGAGCAUUAACACCGACCUAGACGCGUUUCUCAAAGAAGCGGGCUUCGGCGAUCUGUGCAGGACCGAGGCAACCAUGUCCCGGAGCAACAGCAUAAACUCGGAUUUCAGCAUGGAGGCGCUUAACACCACGUCGGUGUCGGGCAGGGCCCCGCAGCCGCGCUCGGCAGGCGGUGUCAAUCCCCCCUCGCAGCCGCGGUUUGGGAGCGGGUUACGAACGGGGGGGGGUGAACCGGGGAGUAUGUCAAUGCCCCACUUCGUUGCGGAGGAUUUUAGCGGCGAGUCGGGGGCGCCGCAGGGGGUGCUUGAAAGGGGGGAGAACUUGGGGGUGCGGCAGAGGGGGGGGGGAGUGCCGAGAAAGCUGGCGAGUGCGCUGUCCGCAGAGGCGCAGGACAUAGAAAAGAUUUUGAAGGGGGUCAAAAUGGACAAUCAACACCUCGACCAGCCUAAGUCGUGGAGCCCCUUGGAGUUUGGAGAAAGGGGGAACAGCUGAAAAAUCUCGGGUGAGAGGUGGGGUUACAUGGAUCAUAAGGAACAACGUCAAGUACUCGUUGAGACUCAAUCAGCCCACCCAAACAAGGGACUUUCUAGUGAAAGUCCGUCAGACGGGCAUGCGUGCUGUCUGCGAAAUGACACGCACGGACAACUCUCGACUCGAUCACAGUAGUCACUGCAUCAUUAGGGGAACGGCGAAGCCGACCGUAGUGUGUGAGAUUGCAGGAUUGCGAGAGUCGUCGAAAGAGUGACGUUCAGCGAAGCUACAGCAGAUUACUAAACGAGCGAAAGGCAGAAGUUGCCGAGGUACCUGUACAGCGUCAAAGAUGCACACUGUAUCGCAAAGCCCCUCCUAACGAUAUACGCAUUUGGGUAGGUCAGAAUCACACAGCGGACUCGCAACAGACGUUCAAGUUUGAGGCCCCUAACAGGUCGGCACUAAGAAGCAUCGAGUCCAGGUUGAAAGAUCAUUAAGGCACUAAAACAAGUAUAGGUGGACACUUGAAUUGGUCGUGAAAUGCUUUUG